CCAACCUUUAACCGAAACGGCCAUUGUCUCAAUCAAAGGUUACUCAAGGCGAUCGUACAUACCUCUCUACGAUGAAAGAGCUCCUUCAUCGCGACAGGCGUUUCCGCGCACCGUUACGGGGCAACGCACCAGCCGCCGGACAGAACGCCGCUCAGCCUGCGUUCGUCCCUGCGCGUCAUCCUCCAGUUGUUUGCGAUACAUAUAAAAGAGGGGCUGCGUUGGCUCCGGCAUCGGCCGUCCUUACUAACGCAGCUGCCUCAACAUCCGGCGCGGACGAAGCCACCAGCAGCAGUCGGCAGUCGACGCCAGGGCGCUGGCACCGUGCAGGUCGAUGUCGGCUUUCGUCAACAAAUGGGCGUUUCACAAUGGCGACAUUUCCCGGUUCCAGCUUCCGCUCACAUUCCGCCAGCACUGUUGCCACGGCCACCGCCGCCGCCGCGGCGUCGUCCUCAUCUUCGGCUGGCAGUAGCACGGUAUCCAGCGAUGAGUUGGUGAGCCCCAAGAGGGAGGCCCAGCUGACCCUAGAGCAGUACAAGGAGAUUUAUGACAGGCUCAUUGGGAUCUUCCAGACGCGGCCCCGAGAUGACUGGAAGAAGCUCAUCGUAUUCAGCAAGCAGUGGGAUCAGCACUCACAAGGGGUGCUGGACAGGAUUAAGGAGCUGGCGGACCGGGAGGCGGACGUGGAUAAGAAGAUGGGACUGAGGAAGCUGUUCCGGGCGCUGCAGAACGUGAACGACGAGGUGUCCCGUUACAACCGGGUGCUGCUCAAGCUGGCUGACGCAGCUGAUGACGAGUGGGAUGCCAUCGUGGCGGCGUACCGGGGGGACCUGCAGAAGCCUUUCUUUGAGCACAUGCAGUGCCUCAUGGUGGCGGCCAAGGAGGACCCCUCCCGUCUGGACCAGCUGGUACUGAUCAAUACCCGCCUGGUGGCCCUUAUCGCCAACCAUGAUGCGGUGGCAGCAGACCAGGACAAACUUGAUGCGGCAGCGGCGGUGUACCGCGACCUGCUCUCGUCGGUCAGCAGCAUGGAGGACCUGGACAGGCGGAUGGCGGAGCUGUCGUCCGCGGGCAAGAUCGACCCGGCCUUCCUGCAGAUCUCUGCCAAGGCGUACGGCGCGGCCCGCGACACGAACAUGACUAAAGACGAGGCGAAAUGGGUGGCAUACAAACUAUAUCGUACGGCUCGCGACUAUUUUGACCGGCAGCAGCCUGCUGAAAAGCGCAUCAUCGAGUACCUCAUCAAUGUGACUGACCCCACGGAGCGCCGCAACAUGCUGGACCAGGCCGUCACUCCCGGGCCUGUGAGAGCCACGGAGACGCAUGACUACCUGUACUCCACACCGCAGCGGUUGUUUCUGGUUCUGGACAACACUCUACGGGCCUACUUUGCGAUGCGGGAUGGGGCCGCUAAGAACCUCAACACUCCGGAGGCCGCUGUUUUGCCGCGGAAGGUUCGGGUUAUGAUGGAGUUGCGAGACGACCUCAUCCGGCGAUACCUAUGAACGGCUAGGACAUGACUUUCUGCGUCCUCUCCUAUGGGCGCCAGUGUCCAAGGCCCAGGUCCUUAGCCGAACACGGCAUUGAUGAAUAACCAGCACGGAUAUCGGAUGCCCUGCCCGGGGCGCGUUGGAAUAAGGGUAGCGCUGUGGUUUGGGAUCCGGUUGUCGACCCAUCCUUGACGUAUGUGCGUUAAGCUAGCGCAACGAGGGGCAAUUAAUUUGUUGCUAGGUUUCUGUCGUAUGGCAGUAUGGCCGACCUUGGAAUUGUUUCGCCUAAGGGGCACAUAGAUAGCAGUGCUCCUUAGGUGUACUGCUACCCGUGAAAACCAAAUGUCUUAAUAGGUCAACGCUGGUGAACAUAAUGUUCUUCUUUCUGGUACAAUUAUUUGAGAGGACGCAGCGCAAGCUUGGAGAUACAAAGCAAGGUGCAAUACUUGCAGGCGGAAGCUGCUGGGCGGAGACCCGUCACGAGUGAUACAACUGUCAAGUUGCAACCUAAGGCAUGACGACCUUGAACAUCACACUCUAAGUUCUAUGCAGACGUCACCCUGU
Messenger RNA from Volvox carteri f. nagariensis, 2051 nucleotides. RefSeq lists its product as uncharacterized. Bases 72 to 1502 code for a protein of 476 amino acids. Lineage: Eukaryota; Viridiplantae; Chlorophyta; Chlorophyceae; Chlamydomonadales; Volvocaceae. The record is from RefSeq and is a predicted model, not a curated record. The transcript is spliced from 10 exons.